GUCCCAGGGAGCGUGUGAGAGGGUUUGGCUCCCGCUGACGAUGCGCUUCUGUCUACUGUUAUUUAUGACGGAAUUGUUUGGAUUAAUUAUCAUUCACAGCAUAGACAGGUGUAAACUGAUCUCUAAUAGUUCAGUUAAUACUCAUGACAGUCUUUAUUUCUACCUGAGUUGGAUCAUCUAGUUACCGGUGAAGGCGUGAAGGCAGGCAAGAUGUCAGAGGACUAUGGGAACUUGACACUGAGUGAUGAAGACAGUGAGGAAGACGCCCAUCCACACCACUACGCCCUCAGACAGCCCACAGAAUUACAGCCGAUGGUUGUUUGUGGCGCCGACCAUACCUGCUCGCUUGUGACCAAGGGUAGCUCCCAGCCUCACAAUGGUACAGUGUCCAAAUGGACCAACUAUAUACAUGGCUGGCAGAACCGGUACAUGGUGCUGAAGGAUGGCACCAUGAGCUACUACAGGAACCAUGAUGAGACAGCAUUUGGCUGUCGAGGAUCUAUAAGUGUUCACAAAGCUCAUGUUAAGCCUCACGAGAUAGAUGAAUGCCGAUUUGACGUUUGUUUGAAUGACUGUGUGUGGUACCUGCGGACUAACACAGAAGAGGAGAAGCACCAGUGGGUUGAUGCUAUUGAGCAGCACAAGUAUUUGGAAAGUGAGGGUCUUCGGCGACAUGGAAGCACCAUCUCACUCACCUCCAACACCUUCUCCACAACGUCUGGCUCUUCACUUAAGAAAUCAAAAGGGUUGAAAGAGAAGUUAGCAGAGCUUGAGACCUACCGAGAUAUUCUCUUAAGGCAGAUGGACACUUUACAGUCAUAUUUUGAUGUUUGUGCUGACACUGCCAAGGAUUUGAAGAACACUGAUGCCACAUGUAAUGGCCAUGAUACAGAGCAAGAUGGUGCUGUUGAACUAGCUGUGGCUGCUGAAUGUGGCUUUGGAGAAUCUCCUAAAGCUGGGGGCAGGAAAUUUUCACCUGAUCAUCAUCCUCACCCUCAUGUGAACAAAGAAUCUCUGCAGAAACAUGGGGCUUAUGCAUUAGAUUUCCGUGGAGAAGCUCUUACUUUCAAGGCAACAACAGCUGGGAUCCUGACCACCUUAAGUCAUUGUGUUGAAGUUAUGAACCAACGUGAAGAGUCAUUCAAGAGGCGACUGGAACGUGAGGGAGAAAAGCGUAAACGAUUGGAGGAGAGGCUAAAGUAUGCUCUUGCUGACAAUGCACAAGAAAAACCAAAUGCAAGAAGAAUGGUAGUCAUGGGAGGACCAGAUUAUGAGGAAGGGCCACACAGUGUAAUAGGAGAAGACGAAUUCUUUGAUGCUGUGGAAUCUGCUUUGGACAAAAUGGAUGAAGAAGAGGAAUUCAGGGAACGCCUACGACAGAAACAGUUGGCAGCUCCUCAGAAACCUGCAGCCACACAUCCUCUCUGGCCACAGAUUGAGAAACUAACAAUGGAGCAGCUAGGUUAUGCUCAACAAGGUGUUGAAGGAGGGAUAUGGCAAAUCUUUGCUGAGGAAGGCGAGAUGAAGAUGUAUCGGCGUGAACUAGAGGAAGAUGGGUUGGUUGUUGAUCCUCUCAAAGCUGUGCAUCAAGUACGAGGAGCAACAGCACACGAGAUGGCUCACCACUUUUGGUCACCUGAUGUUAGAUUUGAAUGGGACACUAGUAUUGAACAAAUGACAGUUCUGGACAGGAUAUCGGAUGAUACACUGAUUUUCCUGCAGCUACAUAAGAGAGUCUGGCCAACAGCACAGCGUGAUGCUCUCUUCUGGUCACACAUACGACAGAUACCCUCCACGGAUCCGGCCAAUGGAAAUGCUCAUGACACGUGGAUCGUUUGUAACCAAUCCACAGAACACCCAGAUGCUCCAAAUGAUGGGAAAUGCGUUCGUGUGGACCUUACUGUAUGUUUUGUGUGCCAAACUUUCAUUGAGCCUCCACCUGCAGAGGGUGAACCUGUGACACGAGACAAUCUUCUGACAAAGAUAACAUACUGCUCUGUAG
This is a messenger RNA of Homarus americanus (American lobster), 2002 nucleotides long. RefSeq names its product ceramide transfer protein-like. Gene Ontology annotation, molecular function: phosphatidylinositol-4-phosphate binding. Lineage: Eukaryota; Metazoa; Arthropoda; Malacostraca; Decapoda; Nephropidae. Gene Ontology annotation, cellular component: Golgi apparatus. Gene Ontology annotation, biological process: ER to Golgi ceramide transport. The record is from RefSeq and is a predicted model, not a curated record.